GCGGAAUAUACGGAACACUUCCUGUGAAGAUGGCGCUGGUCAGGGGUGCGGGUCUGUGGAGGGCAUGCUGCAGGUUGUUAUCCGGACACCCCGUCCUGCAUUCCGCUGCUGCCCGGACACAGAGCUCGGUGAGCGGGGACCUGGUGCCGCGGACCUCGCUGUCCAGGCCGCCGUGGCCGGAGCUGAGGCCGGUCUCGGUGGAGGAGGAGCGGAGCCGCCACGCCGCCGUGGUGAGCACCGUGAACCAGCUGAUCCAGCAGCAGGACUUCGGCCGCCUGUUCGCCGUGGUGCACUUCGCCGGCCGCCAGUGGAAGGUCACCGGGGAGGACCUGAUCCUCAUCGAGAACCAAAUCGAGGCGGAGUGCGGGGACCGGAUCCGCAUGGAGAAGGUGCUGUUGGUGGGCGCGGAGGACUUCACGCUGCUGGGCCGGCCCCUCCUGGGGAAGGACCUGGUUCGGGUCGAAGCCACCGUGAUCGAGAAGACCGAGUCGUGGCCCAGAGUCCACAUGAGGUUCUGGAAGAGGCACCGGUACGAGCGCAAGAGGAUCAUCAUCCAGCCGCAGACGGUGAUCCGGAUCAACAGCAUCGAGCUGAACCCCAGACUCUCAUGAUCCACUGUUUGUUUACUGUUAUUAUAAAUAUUAUUAUAAAUCAACUGUUCAAGGUGACUGUUUCCAUUGGACUGAGCCCACUGACUGACUGGGUUUAAUACUGUAAAUAAAACCUUUUGAAGAUAA
Molecule: messenger RNA, 737 nt
Organism: Centropristis striata (black sea bass)
Lineage: Eukaryota; Metazoa; Chordata; Actinopteri; Perciformes; Serranidae
Gene: mrpl21
Product: mitochondrial ribosomal protein L21
Exons: 1
Coding region: 30-611 (193 amino acids)
Cellular component (GO): ribosome; mitochondrial large ribosomal subunit
Molecular function (GO): structural constituent of ribosome
Source: RefSeq, a predicted model, not a curated record